AUGUCUACAUUGGUAGAGCCAUCUGUACAACAGUUAUCUAUUGCUACUGCAUCAAUGGAAUUCCAACAGAACGACAUUACUACAUCCAGCAGCAAUGAGUGUCCUUCCAAGACAUCUGUGGAGACCAACACUACUACUGCAUCAUGUUUAAUACAAAUACCUCCACUCACUCCACCCAAGCCAAAGAGUAGUUCAGCUAAAGCAGCAGUCGGUAGGAGUGGUGAGCCAACCAGACCUAUUCCAUCCAUUCCUUUAUGCAAUGGCUCAAGACCAGACGAAACACUCAAGCAGACGAGUCAUGCCAAUCUGACCACUGUGCAGACAAGCAGUUUUGAUAUGAAUAAGAACAAGGAGAGUGUUGAUACUACUUGCAGUAGUGGGCCAUCCUAUGAGUCCACACCCUUGCCUUGUAUCGGUUCUAACCAGCUACCUAUUCAAGUACCGCGACGAGUUUCUUCCAUGGCAGCAGGCAUGAGUAUGGCGAUUGCAGCACAAGCAAUGAGAGAAGCCAAUCAGACACAUGCCAUGAUAGCACCACUCACUACUGUAGGUGAUCGCAUUCUAUAUAAAAACAAUGGCUCGCAAGAAAAGCUUGGAGUAGUAGCAAAUCCAUCAUCAUCAAGUCUAUGUCAUGACAUUAAAGAGCCAAUGAUGACCAUUACAGAGUUGGAUUCGGAAGCCGGCAUUGCAGCAACCACCAAUGUUGUGAUUCCAUCAUCUGUAGCAGGAAUGGUCUUGACACCACCAGCGCUGUUGCCCAAACCCAUUCAUCUAAAAACACUCUCCAGUUCUACUAAUGUAAAACUGGAUCAACACAUCAAGAUCAUUCAAACUAUACCACAACCCGCAUCGCAACCAUCAGAUUCUGCCAACAUGACAUUGGAUUCUGAUGGAGCGAGAUGCGCUGAACCCGCGCUGUCAAGCGUGCCCAGCGUGAACAGAAAAGCCCUAUCAUUGACAAUGCCAUCCAUACAGUCUGAACAGAAGCCAACAUCCAUUGUACAGCCUCACCUUACCACUAGAGGUUAUCUUGCAUCCCAUCAACUUUUAUUAGAACAAUCACAUUCUCUCGCAACUCAAACACCAUCAUCGGAUACUGUCGGCAUCAGUGUGACGGGCAUUGGUUUAGAUACGAACUACAACUCAAUGCUUGGCACUAACUCUCAUCGCAUUUACAACAAUAACAACCGUUCAAGCUCUCGCUCAAGUACAUCAAGCAAUGGCAGCAUUUAUAAUAAAACUCGUUCAGACUCUGGUCGCUCGCAGUCUUUGGCUAAACGCAUAUCAUCCAAGGUCAUGAGCAUAUUCUCAUCCCGCAAGACUAUAGCUGAUCAUCCAGAGUUGGCAGGCAUUGAUGAGCUGAAUGAGCCUGAAUAUAUCAAUCAACCGCCUCAUACUGGUCUUGCAGAUCAUCAAACAGCCACAACCCAUUCUGACAACUUUACAGUAGGAAGAACAUCAGUAGAAUCCAACCACUCUGCAUUGUCAUAUCAAUCAACAUCGUCUGCCAAGACUUCUGGGUUUGAAAAGCGUCUGUUUGGAUCGUCCAAGAUGAAGCAAUCUCAUACCAACAUCAAAAGCUUCGGCUCUGAUUACAGCCUUGGUCACAUUGAUCCCUCCAUACCAUCCUCAAGCAAGUUGCUUCCUGAAAGCAAUCCUUCUUUACGUUCCUUGGCAUCGUCAUCGCUUACUACCACCAUUCCUCCAUCUAAUGUCACUCGCACUCUUGAACCUUUCAAUCCAUCCAUCGUAUCAUCUGCACCAUUGGACUCACUUGAUCACUCUGUCAAGGUAAUUAUUUAUCAAUGCGACACUAUGUUGGACUCUUGCGUUGUACAUGUAACUAACCAAGUAUCGAAUCAUGUAAAUUUGAAAAUCAAGACUUUGCUUUCUACACAGAAUGUUGAUUCCAAACAACAGUCGCCUAUCACUAUUUCUGCUGUUACUACUGCCAAGUCCAAUUCAGAUCCUUCUCCUGUGUCUGAACUCCUCACUUACCCGGUUUCUUCCGUAUCCACAACAUCCCACUCAGAAAAUACAAGCAUUGAAAAGUCCAUUCCACCAUUGCUUUCAUCUUCACUUGCACCAUCAUUGAACCAUUUUUCCACAGUGGCUGCGGAUCCGAGUUUAUCUAAUACUGGCUCAAGUCGUGCCAAAUUUGAAUCCUUGAAUCACGCUAAACCAUCACUGCCUUGUAAUACCAGCGCAACUACAUCAAUGUCUAUGCUACCCGUUUUACUGGUCGAUCAACCAUUUGAUUUAUCAUCAUCUAUAUCUAUUCCGCCUCCAACAUCUAUAUGGUCACCGUUAUCGACUUGUGCUGCGUCAUCCAUUAUUCCUCAGUCACAUAUGAUGUUUAUGUCAUCGACAUCGUCCAGUAUAGCUGCUACUGCUCCUUUAGGAAUACCAUUGUUACUCGACUCGCCUAUGCUUGUUUCGACUUUGGCAGUAUCUGUAGCACCAGAAACUUUGACUACUUCAAACAUUACCCAUAAUUCUACAACUUCUUCAUCUCAAUUGAUUUCCGCUACCGCGCCUGGUAUCACUACCUCUGGUGGCUCAGGUUCAUCCAUACAACUGCCUUUAGUACAGAUUUCUCCUUUGAUGGAAUUCGAAUCUUGGACACCACAGGAUCUUGUACACGAUCAGUCUCUUGCAUCUAGUACAACUGCCAUGCCUAGUAAUAUACGGCAAUCUAGCAUGCAUGCGACAUCAUCCCCAGUGAAUAUUCCAGUGCCUUUUCCCCAUCAGCUUUCACUAAGCGCCAGUAUACCAUCGUCACAUAUGUCCAUGCCAAGGCCUGUUAGAAUUAGCAGUAGCACCAGUCCUAACUACAGAGGAAGGCUUUUAACCUCUCCUCGUACCAUUCGAUCCCCAUCUUCCUCUCCGCCCAAACAUUUAACAGACUGGAAUCCGUCUAUUUCUCCUGUUGCUUCCGAGGAAGAGCUUAGUGAUUUUAAGAAAUGGGUGCUGACUCGUGAGAAUACAGAUGUUACAGUUCACUCGAUUGUUGCCAGUCCAGUUACUUUGAAAAAAAAGAAUUCAUUCAAACGAACCAAAUCGUUUGCUGAGCGUCAUAUCAAUAUUACUGCUGCAUCACCCAAACACAUCAGUUUUGACAUGGUUGCUCAUUCCAAUACUAUGCAUGGUAAUCAGAACCGUUUUACUAGCCUCAGUGAUAAUGAUAGCUAUACCAACACGCUCGAUACGGAUUUGGAAACUAAUGAUACAAACCCAAAAAAUGUGUUGCCCAUUUUUGACGAGUUUUCAGAGGGUGAUUUGAUUCAACCACAGCUCUCCACGGACCAUUCUGCCUCGUUAUCUAGCAAUCUCAACACGAGCCCAAAGUCGGAAAAACUACUUCGUUCUCAUGUGUAUCGUAGUCGUAAUCUGAGGCGUGGUUUAUUUGCAAAUGAUCCGUCACGAAAGACUUUUUCAGACUCUAGCCCUGAUACGAGCAAUGUUUCUGAUACUCUCAAGGUAUCAGAUGAUGAAAAGCAUACAGACAAGGAUCAAUCUACACAAAAGUCUGAGAUUGCUGAUCCUGCCUUUGCAGAAGUUUCACAAGACGUUGAUCCUAUGCCAUCGCUUCAGUCUACAACAUUGGCUUCAGAGUCGAUGGCUGUCAAUGCAUUCAUGCUAUCUCCUACAACCGAUUCGCUUGACCUGGCAUCUAUUCCUCCAGAAGGCACUGCACGUCGUCGUCAAACCAAAAAAGCGUUUGCUGCUGUAACGCCUACAGUGGUGCAUGCUGACUUGACCCAUCCCUCAACCAAAUCACUUCUUGGUCCAAUAGAAUCCUCUGACUUUAAAAACUUUAAUGAUAGUUAUUCCGACGAUGCCUCAGAUUCAUCCGAAUCAUCCGAAUCUUCAUCAGAAUCUGUUUCACCAACUUUUUCUUUGUUACCAGCACUUAAAUAUGAUGCUGGAAAUACCCCUCGACUUCUCACCUCGUCCAAGAGUUUAGAUUUGGGCGAACUGGAACGCAAACCUAUUGGCGAGUUUCAAAAAUCAUCUUCACUUGCAUUACUUUUAGAAUCUUCUUUUCAUUCUUUUGUCAAAUCAAAGCAUAGUGUUGACAAGACGAGUACAGCAAAUUCUCAAUCAUCCUCAGCAAAUCCUACAGCUUCAAGGACUUCUACAGACCGCUCAUCCACCUCUACCAAACCAAAACAUGCAUCCAAAGAACCCAGUAAUAAGCCAUGGAAUUGGAUCAAGGAUGUACUUUAUCCCAAGAAAAGCAAAUCCGUCGUGAAAGACGUGGAUACGUUUAGCAAUGAUAACAAUCCAUAUGAUCAUGAUUGGAACCCAUACCCACAAGAUUCUUUAAAUGGCGAAUAUGGUACUGGAGAUGGAUCUGUACUAUCCAAUAGUGGUUAUGAGUGGUCUGGUGGCAGAUUACCAUCUGAUGAUGAAAAGAAUAUUUACAAACUAUCGCAUAUGAAGCUAGCACAGCUAGGGCGGCCGUUGGAACAUCAGGUGGCAAUCUCUAAUCUAAUGAUGUAUAUCUUGAGUGUGCAUGCGGAUGUGACGCUGAAACGUCGCGGACCUCGUGUGCGCGGUUUGCGUAAAGGAGGGAGUCGCCGUCGCAUGCGACAUCAACAGCAGCAGGAACACAUGCAAAGCCAACAAGAAAUGUAUGAUGGCCAAACUGACAUGUCAUAUUCUUCUACACCUCAACAGCCACUGAUUGACAUGCAAUCAGCGGGUCAGCUCGCUGUUGGGUCUAAAUUUAUCCCACAGCCUGCUUCUUCUGUAUUUGCCAAUGAUACUAUGUUUAGUGGUAGUUAUGGUGAAUCUUCUCAACUGCAACUCAAUGGAAGCAGCACAUUAUCUGAACUUGACAAAUCUUCCAGGACAAAAUCAUAUUCAACGCAAACCACCUUGAACCCUGACAAGGAAACUGCAAAUGCACAGCUAGAUCACGCCAGUGCUAAAGCAAAUGGAGAUGGCGGUCAAAGUGAUAGCGAUGGUGAAGAAGCAGACGAUGAAGAUGAGAGAAGUAGCGGUGAUAAAUCUGCGAUGCAGUCUUUAGAAACCACUGGAUCAGCAAAGUCUAAAUUGAAUCAUGUAGGGAAUGGCAUGAUUUCUGGACGACACGGUAUGAGUCAGUCUCGUUCCUCUGCACCAUCUAAUACAUCAAGAUCUGGUGUAUGGAAUCAACUCAAACGUUCAGGUUCUCCUCCCUUGACAACGAUGCUUCAAAAGCCUAUAUCGAAUACGAGCGAUAGUACCCAAGAUGAAGAUGAAGACAAUGUACCUUUGGGUAUGCUACAGGGCCGUCGGUCAUAG
This is a messenger RNA of Batrachochytrium dendrobatidis JAM81, 5292 nucleotides long. RefSeq lists its product as uncharacterized. Gene Ontology annotation, cellular component: cytoplasm; cell septum. The transcript has a single exon. The record is from RefSeq and is a predicted model, not a curated record. The coding region runs from base 1 to 5292 and encodes 1763 amino acids. NCBI's taxonomy places the organism in Eukaryota, Fungi, Chytridiomycota, Chytridiomycetes, Rhizophydiales. Gene Ontology annotation, biological process: positive regulation of G2/M transition of mitotic cell cycle; establishment of cell polarity.